Molecule: messenger RNA, 1866 nt
Organism: Marmota monax (woodchuck)
Lineage: Eukaryota; Metazoa; Chordata; Mammalia; Rodentia; Sciuridae
Product: rho GTPase-activating protein 5-like
Source: RefSeq, a predicted model, not a curated record
AUGGAGCAGGGCAGUGUCUGCCCCAAGCAGCAAGAACUGUCCCUAGGAGCCCAGCCACGUGGCCUGGUGGCACCAAGGCACGAAAAGACAGCAUUGAGACAUGACAAGAACCUUCCCAUUCUCAGGCACCAAGGGCAACAACUGGCAAACAAGUUACAGUGUCCUUUUGUAGAUGUGCCUGCAGGUACAUAUCCUCGUAAAUUUAAUGAAACCCAAAUAAAGCAAGCUCUAAGAGGAGUACUGGAAUCAGUUAAACACAAUUUAGAUGAGGUGAGCCCAGUUCCCACCAAUAAGGAUGUAUCAGAAGCUGACUUGAGAACUGUCAUGUGUGCCAUGUGUGGUGAUCCAUUUAGUGUGGAUCUUAUUCUUUCACCAUUCCUUGAUUCUCAUUCUUGCAGUGCUGCUCAAGCUGGAGAAAAUAAUUCCUUAAUGCUUGAUAAAAUUAUCGAUGAAAAAAGGAGGAGAAUACAGAUCACAAUAUUGUCAUAUAACUCUUCAAUUGGAGUAAGGAAGGAUGAACUGGUUCAUGGGUAUAUAUUAGUUUACUCUGCUAAACGGAAAGCAUCAAUGGGAAUGCUUCGAGCAUUUCUAUCAGAAGUUCAAGAUACCAUUCCUGUACAAUUGGUGGCAGUUACUGACAGCCAAGCAGAUUUUUUUGAAAAUGAGGCUAUCAAGGAGUUAGUGACUGAAGGAGAACACAUUGCAACUGAGAUCACUGCUAAAUUUACAGCAUUGUAUUCUUUAUCUCAGUAUCAUCGGCAAACUGAGGUCUUUACUCUGUUUUUUAGUGAUGUUCUAGAGAAAAAAAAUAUGAUAGAAAAUUCUUACUUAUCUGAUAAUACAAGGGAGUCAACACAUCAAAGUGAAGAUGUUUUUCUACCAUCUCCCAGAGAUUGUUUUCCUUAUAACAACUACCCUGAUUCAGAUGAUGAUACAGAAGCACCACCUCCUUAUAGUCCAAUUGGGGAAGAUGUAUAGUUGCUUCCAACACCUAGUGACCAUUCCAGAUAUAGGUUAGAUUUGGAAGGAAAUGAAUACCCUGCUCAUAGCACUCCAAACUGUCACGAUCAUGAACGCAACCAUAAAGUGCCUCCACCUAUUAAACCUAAACCAGUUGUACCUAAGACAAAUGUGAAAAAAUUGCAUCCAAAUCUCUUAAAAACAAUUGAAGCUGGUAUUGGUAAAAAUCCAAGAAAACAGACCUCCCGGGUGCCUGUAGCACAUCCUGAAGAUAUGGAUUCUUCAGAUAACUAUGCAGAACCCACUGACACAAUUUUUAAACAGAAGGGCUAUUCUGAUGAGAUUUAUGUUGUCCCAGAUGAUAGUCCGAAUCAAAUUAUUAAAACUCGAAACUCAUUUGUAAAUAACACACAAGGAGAUGAAGAAAAUGGAUUUUCUGAUAGAACCUCAAAAGGUCAUGGGGAACGGAGGCCUUCUAAAUAUAAAUAUAAAUAUAAAACCUUGUUUAGUAAAGCCAAGUCAUAUUAUAGAAGAACACAUUCAGAUGCAAGUGAUGAUGAGGCUUUCACUACUUCACAAACAAAAAGAAAAGGAAGACAUCCUGGAAGUGAAGAACAUCCACUUCUUUCUCCUGUUGAAACUUGGAAAGGUGGUAUUGAUAAUCCUGCAAUCACUUCUGACCAGGAGGUCGAUGAAAAGAAGAUGAAGAAGAAAACCCACAAAGUAAAAGAAGAUAAAAAGGAGGAUGAUCCAUAUGACCUUGAAGACCUUUGCACAGAAAUGAGGGAAAUACAAAGAAUCAAAUACAAUUCUGAAAUUUGGGACCUGUAUUUUGAGAUGAUAUUUUCAGAAUGAGAAGUAUACAUGGUUACUUUAUGAAUGCAGAGACAUGAGAAAACGGUUAUG